AUGCUCAAAGUUUGUGUUGUUUUAUCAUGGCAUGGAAUAGCCAAAUCAAGCCACUUUCUCAGCGUAGAUUCUUUGAUCUCAAUGAAACCAGAAAAGAUGAAUUUCGCCCACGAUAUAACUGAAGCAGAGCCUAUCGUAAGAUUUUUUGAUAGAGCCGAUGAAAUUAUGCUGUGGAGGGCAGAUGCGAUGAAGUUGUGCUUGAAACAAAGAGGUAUUGCUCCUUAG
Molecule: messenger RNA, 225 nt
Organism: Botrytis porri
Lineage: Eukaryota; Fungi; Ascomycota; Leotiomycetes; Helotiales; Sclerotiniaceae
Exons: 1
Coding region: 1-225 (74 amino acids)
Source: RefSeq, a predicted model, not a curated record